This is a messenger RNA of Amphimedon queenslandica, 761 nucleotides long. RefSeq names its product hydrocephalus-inducing protein homolog. NCBI's taxonomy places the organism in Eukaryota, Metazoa, Porifera, Demospongiae, Haplosclerida, Niphatidae. The transcript has 6 exons. Gene Ontology annotation, biological process: axonemal central apparatus assembly; cilium movement. Gene Ontology annotation, cellular component: axoneme. The annotation marks the transcript as partial. The record is from RefSeq and is a predicted model, not a curated record.
ACCAGCAAAUGGUACAUCUUGUGCUCUUAUUGGGAAAAGGAGAGUAAUUUUACUUUCUAGCUCAAGAAAAUGGCCGAGCAGGCAAAAGAGAGCCGGUCCUUUGUCAAGACUAAAGUUGCUAGUCUUGCCAGCUCUAGAAAACUCACUAAAUUGGUCAAAGAGCCGAAGACAUCUCAAAAGCUGGUUCCCUCUUUAUUUAUGUCUAAAAUGAGUCUCAGUACUCAAGAGAGACUUCAAGCGACGAGAGAGGUCUACCCACCAAAGAUCAUAGAACUACUGGACAUAGGAGCCAGCACGACUAACAAGGAUUUUUCAGUCGAUAUUGAUCAAGCUUUGUUUCAACCUUUUCCGUCAGAACUGAUCUUUCAACAGUUGGUCCCAAACACUUCUUAUGAGAUGAUAUUAACACUAAAGAACCUUGAUAGAGUAGCAAGACAUGUUAAAGUUACAGAGAAGGACUCACCUUAUUUUAUUGUUACCAGUAGUAGACCAGUAGGACAAAAGAUUGCCCCCGGAAUGGAAGCUACUUACAUUGUACAGUUCACACCAACUGAGGAUAAGGAUUAUUAUCAUGAGUUAGUUUUUGUUACUGAGAGAGAGAAGUUUGUUGUUCCAGUCUCUGGUCUAGGCUCAAGGGGUGUCCUUGACUUCCCUGAUGAUAUUCACUUUACAUCAUCACCAGUUAAAUACAAGUCAUGCAAGACUAUUCUGGUAAGGAAUGUUGGCAAGAAAGAAGCUAAUUUCAAACUAGAAACAAACAA